Molecule: messenger RNA, 1060 nt
Organism: Rhincodon typus (whale shark)
Lineage: Eukaryota; Metazoa; Chordata; Chondrichthyes; Orectolobiformes; Rhincodontidae
Product: lysine--tRNA ligase-like
Exons: 7
Coding region: 229-999 (256 amino acids)
Biological process (GO): diadenosine tetraphosphate biosynthetic process; basophil activation involved in immune response; positive regulation of macrophage activation
Cellular component (GO): cytosol; aminoacyl-tRNA synthetase multienzyme complex; nucleus
Molecular function (GO): tRNA binding; lysine-tRNA ligase activity; nucleotide binding
Source: RefSeq, a predicted model, not a curated record
UUUCUGAACAUGGGGGACAGCGGAGAGGUUGCGAGCAGCGGGGACACCAAACUGAGUAAAAACCUUCAAAGACAGUUGGCUGCCAAUGUAAGAUCAAGUGGAAUAUCAUCUUCACUGUUUGUCUGUUUUCCUGUUCCUUCCCUGCUGCAAUUCUAAGAUGGCUAAGAUGAAAACAGGACAAGGGGUGUUAGGUGCUUUGUAAAUGGGACAACACUGUGACAGUUCAUUAUGAUGACCAGCUGUCUCCAUAGGCUUCUUGGGCUGCGGGUCAGGGGUCACUUGGGAAUGGUGCCCACACACAGCCUUACUUCCUUUACUCCUCUUUUCCAGAAGAGAUUGCAUAAUGAAAAGAGUGAGCUGAAGAGGCGUAUGAAGGCAGAGAAAAAAGCAGCUGACAAGGAAGUUAAAGCUAAAGAACAAGCUGAGAAACAAGCCAAUGAAGCCAAGAAGGUUGAUGGAAUUGACAUGAGUGGAGAUGAAGAAACCCUUGAUCCUAAUCAAUACUACAAAAUUCGAACACAGGCCAUCCAGCAACUGAAGGGGACUGAGGAUGACCCAUAUCCUCAUAAAUUCCAUGUUGAUAUAUCCUUAACAGAGUUCAUUGAGAAAUACAACAAUCUGCAGCCUGGAGACCAUCUCUCUGAUGUUAUUUUAUCUGUAGCGGGUCGUAUCCAUGCUAAGAGGACCUCUGGUGCCAAACUAACUUUCUAUGAUCUCCGUGGUGAAGGAGUCAAAUUACAAGUUAUGGCUAAUUCCAAAAAUUACAAAUCUGAAGAGGAAUUCCUCAAAGUAAAUAAUAAGUUGCGCCGUGGUGAUGUUGUUGGAGUGCAAGGAAACCCAGGAAAGACAAAAAAGGGAGAGCUGAGUAUAAUCCCUGUGGAAAUGAAACUUCUAUCUCCUUGCCUACACAUGCUGCCUCACUUGCACUUUGGUCUCCGAGAUAAGGUAAGUACUUUGCUCAAAAUUGAAUGUGAGAAAAGACCAGUGAAUUCUGCUUAAAUUUCCUUUGACAAACUAUUAAAAUCUAACUUAAAUUAAAAUAAGUACAAUGUAAUCUCAA